AUUUGAAACUUGAAACCCAUUAGUUUUAUUUUUCAAGGUUUCUUUCUUUGGCUGGUUAGUUAUUGCCACUCGGACUGUAUAUUGCUAUAUAAGUAGCAAGAUGCAAUAAGUUUCAAGCCACUGCAAUCAAUACCUACACAACAAGCUUAGUAAUAUACAAGGAAAGAGCAAGAGUUGUUUUGCCCUAAUGGGGAGACUUGUGUAUGUUGCUUUUCCACUAAUAAUAUCUUUUGCAGUAUUCAGUUUGUGUCAAGGAGUGGCGGCAGCAGCAGCACCUCCACAUCCAAACUUGCAGUGGCAUUACUAUGAGUUCAACACUACAUGCCGCUACGCAGAGGAGUAUGUCCGGCACCAAGUGAAGCUGAUAUAUGAUCAUGACAAAAGUAUUACUGCUAAGCUACUACGCUUGGUUUACUCCGACUGUUUCGUCACUGGCUGUGAUGCUUCAAUACUGCUUGACGAAGGACCAAAUCCAGAAAAAAGAGCACCACAGAACCGGGGGCUUGGAGGAUUUGUAUUAAUUGACAAGAUCAAAACCGUUCUGGAAUCACGAUGCCCUGGGAUUGUCUCCUGCGCUGAUAUACUCCAUCUCGCCGCCAGAGAUGCUGUUAAAAUGGCAGGUGCACCAGGUUAUCCAGUUUUCACAGGAAGAAAGGAUGGCAUGAAAUCAGAUGCUGCAUCAGUAGACCUGCCAUCACCAUCCAUCUCAUGGCAGGAUGCUCUAACAUACUUCAAAUCAAGGGACUUGGAUGUAAUAGAUUUGACAACACUCUUAGGGGCACACACAUUGGGCCAAACACAUUGUAGCCACAUUGUCGAUAGGCUGUAUAAUCACAGUGGUACUGGAAACUCAGACCCAAGCAUGGAUGCUACUUUUCGAGACUAUAUGCGAAAACUUUGUCCCCCGAAAACAAAGAAAGGACAACAUGACCCACUGGUAUUCCUAAACCCAGAAUCUGGUUCAGAUUACACCUUCAGAGAAUCAUACUACAAUAGGAUCCUGCGCGACGAAGCUGUCCUGGAAAUUGAUCAACAACUACUAAAUGGUGACGAUACUAAAGAGAUCAUUGGAGAAUUUGCUGAUGGAUUCGAAGAUUUUAGGAGAACUUUUGCAGAAUCCAUGUACAAAAUGGGAAAUAUCAAUAUUUUAACCGGAAAUCAAGGACAGAUACGCCAAAAUUGUCGAUUCACAAAUAAGGGAAACCCAAAUUAGCACCAAGAGAAAUUGAACGUUUAGUGUGGAUUCAGAUAUGCCCUGUUUAAACUUAAUUGUCUGUGUUCUGAAGGUAAUGAAUAAUACAUGAAAAGGGAUAAGAAUUGCACCCUCCUUUGUCCUUUGUAAGAUACUAUUUAAGAAGUUACAAAAAAAAUUGCUGUGGUAUGUAUAAACCAUUAUAUCAUAUUAUAUAUCAUUUCUUCUGCAAACUCAAA
Molecule: messenger RNA, 1431 nt
Organism: Lathyrus oleraceus (garden pea)
Lineage: Eukaryota; Viridiplantae; Streptophyta; Magnoliopsida; Fabales; Fabaceae
Product: probable peroxidase 26
Exons: 4
Coding region: 188-1213 (341 amino acids)
Biological process (GO): response to oxidative stress; hydrogen peroxide catabolic process
Molecular function (GO): peroxidase activity; heme binding
Source: RefSeq, a predicted model, not a curated record